Leptopilina boulardi is the source of this 3362-nucleotide messenger RNA. RefSeq names its product lysosomal alpha-mannosidase-like. The transcript has 18 exons. Bases 168 to 3185 code for a protein of 1005 amino acids. Gene Ontology annotation, biological process: mannose metabolic process. Gene Ontology annotation, molecular function: carbohydrate binding; alpha-mannosidase activity. The record is from RefSeq and is a predicted model, not a curated record. Gene Ontology annotation, cellular component: lysosome. Lineage: Eukaryota; Metazoa; Arthropoda; Insecta; Hymenoptera; Figitidae.
UUGAAAGUACAUUUUUUUAGUUACUUACUUAAAACAGUAUGUGAAUAUUCCUCAAAUAGUUUUAAUAAUUUAUCAAUUUUUUAUCAAUUAAUUUUUUAAAUAUAUAUACAUUUAUUAAAAAAAAUUAGUUUUUGCCAUUAUUUUAUUUAAUGUGAAUUAAGAUAACAAUGAUAAAAGUAAUAAAAAUUAUAUCCAUAUCUAUCAGUGUUUUUCUUUUACAAGAAGUUGUCUUCUCUACUCAUUUUGGGAAAAAGAAGAGUAGAUAUUGGACAUCGAAAUCAGUUUUUAACAAUGAGAAAAAUCAUGAAAAUUGCGGGUACAAGUCUUGUGCAAAAGUAGACCCAACAAAAUUGAAUAUUCAUAUUGUGGCUCAUUCUCAUGACGAUGUUGGUUGGUUGAAAACGGUGGACCAAUAUUUUUUUGGAAAGAGAAAUAAUAUCCAAAAUGCAGAUGUUCAAAAAAUAUUGACCUCUUCUAUUAAAUCAUUGCAAAAAAAUCCAGAAAGAAGAUUUAUUUAUGUGGAAACAUCAUUUCUAUGGAUGUGGUGGGUGAGACAAAAUAGUAAAACAAAAGUUGUAGUUCAAUCCUUGAUCAAUGAAGGAAGAUUAGAAAUCAUUGGAGGGGGCUGGAGCAUGAACGAUGAAGCAGUGACACAUUAUCAGUCUGUAAUCGAUCAAUUCACUUGGGGUUUUAGAGUGUUAAAUGACAAUUUUGGAAAAUGUGCAAGACCGAAAAUUGGCUGGCAAAUCGAUCCAUUUGGACAUUCACGAGAGCAGGCUUCAAUGUUUGCCCUAAUGGGAUUUGACGGUCUUUUAUUUGGACGUCUCGAUUAUCAGGAUAAAAAUAAACGGAUGGAAACUCAGACAAUGGAAAUGAUUUGGAAGGGUAGUCCAAGUCUUGGUGCAAGUUCGAAUUUAUUCACAUCGAUAUUGUAUAAUUUGUAUGGUCCACCGAGCGGUUUUUGUUUCGAUAGUCUUUGCUCAGAUCAACCUUUAAAUGACGAUCCAGAGAGUCCACAUAACAAUAUAAAAAGAAGAGUAAAAGAAUUUUUGACCUUUGUCAACCGUCAGAACGAAUCAUAUCGAACGAAUAACGUAAUAAUUACCAUGGGAAAUGAUUUUAAUUACCAAGAAGCUGAAUCAUGGUUUUCUAAUUUGGAUAUACUAAUUAAAAAUAUUAAUUAUUUAUAUGGAUCGAAGUAUAAUGCAAUUUAUUCAACACCAUCAUGUUACUUAAAAGCAGUUAAUGAUGCACAAUUAUUUUGGUCAACAAAAACUGAUGAUUUCUUCCCAUAUGCCAGUGACACGCAAUCGUAUUGGACUGGUUACUAUACUUCCAGACCGACUAUUAAAUUCUAUGAAAGAAUGGGAAAUAACUUUUUGCAAGUAGUAAAACAAUUAUUGGUCUUAAAUAAUGAGCCGAACAAAAAAGAAUUAAAUAGAUUCCGAAGAGCUAUGGGGAUUUUGCAACAUCAUGACGCUAUUACAGGAACAGAAAGACAACAUGUCGCUGAUGAUUAUUCUCGAAUUUUGUCUAUCAGUAUGAGAGAGGGAAAUAAACUAAUGGCAAACACUUUAAGAAAUAUGAUGCAAAAAGACAUUAACUCAGAGGACACUUUAGAAUUUCAUUCUUGCCUUCAAUUAAACAUAAGUUCCUGCAAAUACACAGAGAACAAUAAAAAAUUUGUUGUUACUUUAUACAAUCCUACAAGUCAAGAAAUUUCAAUUUACGUUCGAAUUCCGGUUACAGGCACUUCGUAUCGAGUUUUAGAUUAUCUAGGAACAAAACUUGUAACACAAAUUGUUCCAGUGCCAUUAGAAGUGUUGAAUAUUCCAGGUCGAAAAAGUUUCGCCGAAUAUGAAUUAAUUUUUUUUGCACAACGAAUUCCUGCUCUUGGCUAUCAAUCAUUUUAUAUUAGUGAGAAAACGCAAGGAAGCGAAAUUCAAUUUAAUAAAUCAUAUACAUCUAUAAGUAGUAAUACAUGGGAUAUAUAUGUAAAUUCAAAUGGAAAAGUCGUUGUACAGUCUAAGACUAACCGACUUCUCAAAAUGCUUCAAUCAUUCCACUUUUAUAAAGAUAAAAAACAAAAUUCAAUGAAUUCUCAAAUAAAAUCUGGAGCCUACGUAUUUAGACCUAAAACUAAUGCUUUGAACAUUCGCUACGAAGGAUAUUACAAAAUAUUUAAAGGUCCAUUGGUAGAAGAGAUUCAUCUUGCAGUUAAUGAUUACAUCAGUGAAGUUAUUCGAAUUUACAAUGGGCAGGAUAGAAUUGAAUUCAAUUGGCUAGUUGGUCCACUCAAUACUCAGUAUGAUCAAGAGAUUAUCAUGAAAUAUAAAACAACGAUAAAAUCAAAAAAUAAGUUUUAUACUGACAGUAAUGGUCGUGAUAUGUUAAAGCGAAAAAAAAAUAAGCGUAAAACAUGGAAUUUUCACAAACCAAUAGCGAGAAAUUAUUAUCCAGUAACGACAAAAAUUUUUCUACAAGAUCGAAAAAAAAAAUUGAGAUUAACAAUUCUCACUGAUAGAUCACAAGGUGGUACCAGCUUGAAAAGCGGAGAAAUUGAUCUGAUGAUUCACAGAAGACUUUCAAAUGAUGAUGGAUUUGGUGUUGGUGAAGCUUUAAAUGAAACUGCUUUUGGAACAGGAUUGGUAGUAAGAGGAGAACAUUCUCUUCUUUUUGGACAUCCAUCGAGUGAAUUUAAACUCAAUGAAAAAAAUGAAGCCAUAAGAAUGGCACAUCGCCCUUGGAUUAUCAUCAGUCCUGUAGAAAACAUUUCUUAUGAAAAUUGGAAAAAUACUUAUAAAAUGCUGAGUUCUGGAUUAGCAGAAACGUUGCCACCCAAUGUUCAAAUUUUAACUUUAGAACCUUGGAAAAGUGGAACUGUUUUAUUGAGACUUGAGCACAUCUUCGAAUUGAAAGAAUGUAAAAAAUAUUCUGAUCCUGUCGAUGUGAAUAUUAAAAAACUCUUCGCCGCUUUUAUUGUUACAUCAGUAGGAGAAACUACUUUAGGUGGAAAUCAAUGGUUAAAUAAAAAUAAUCGUCUAAUAUGGAAUUCAAAUGAAAAUGAUAAUUUGGAAAAUAAUCAAUUCUUUGAACCUCUCAAUUUUACGAGUUCAGAUGAAAUUAUUGUACAAUUAAAACCAAUGCAAAUACGUACAUUUAUUGUAAAACUUGAAAAAAAUUAAGAAUCAAAAAAAGUGAAAGAAUAAUUUUAUUUAUAUUAUUGAAAGAGCAAUUUCGUUGGAGUUCGAAAGAGUUUUUCGCUUUUUUUUUAAUAUAGUAAUAUGACACUUGAAUUUUAAUUUAUUUUUCUAAAAAUGUAAUAUUAAAAGUCUUCUAGAUAAAAAAAGAAAAAAAAACAA